UGCCAGUUUGAGGUCAUGAGACGUCCCGGAUGUUGACCUCGGCAUAGUGAUUUUUGCGACGCAACAAAAUCAAGUUACUGCAUCAAAAUGGGAAACGAGCAAUCACUUCCAGUUGAGCUAUGCUCCACUUUUGACACCGAAGAAAUCAAGAGGUUAGGGAAGCGCUUUCGGAAGCUGGAUCUUGACAACUCUGGAGCGCUGAGCGUGGAUGAGUUCAUGUCCCUGCCAGAACUCCAGCAGAACCCAUUGGUGCAACGUGUCAUCGAGAUCUUUGACGUGGACGGUAACGGGGAGGUGGACUUCAAAGAAUUUAUCCAGGGUGUAUCACAGUUCAGCGUCAAAGGAGACAAGGAGUCCAAGAUGAGAUUUUUCUUCAACAUCUAUGACAUGGACAAGGAUGGGUAUAUCUCCAACGGGGAACUCUUCCAGGUCCUGAAGAUGAUGGUUGGCUCUAACCUGAGAGACACGCAGCUGCAACAAAUCGUGGACAAGACGAUCACGAAUGCUGACACCGACCAGGAUGGCCGGAUCUCUUAUGAUGAGUUCUGCGCGGUUGUCGGAAAUACAGAUAUCCACAAAAAGAUGGUUGUGGAUGUAUAGCGCCCUCAAGUGUCAAAGUAACUUAAGGUACCCUUGUCUGUUUCUGCAACCACAUGGUGUGUCACAUGUAUUUUCAUCCCUCUCGCGUUCCCUCUUCAUGUACAUGUAGAUAUUGUUUAUAAUGUUACUACGUACAUGUUGUUUAUUUCUUGGAAAAAUCACAUGCUCUUGCGAAAGAACCUAGGUGUUACAUCCACUUUGUUGAGAAGUGAUAACAGAUUGUUACAGUUACUGGCAUUAAACCUGUUACACUGUGGUCUAUUUUAUCAACAAAACCACAUUAUGCCGUUUAAAACCUUUCAGUGUGAAGAGAUCAGAAAAGCCCAUUCAGCUGUUGUUGUAAAGAUCGACUUUCAUUUCAAUAGUCUGAAGAGCUCAUUCCAACCCGGGUAGUCUGUAUUGUGAAUGUCCAGAUCCUUGCUCUGAGUUUAAGCGAACAAGAAGAUUGCAAAGGAUUUUGACAUGAGACACAGUCAUCAACUGAGGAUUUCUGCCUAGAGCGUUUUUGUCGUGUGUGCGCACUCUUUGGGCAAACGUGUUGAGGACACCACACAGAAUUUUGAAGGGUGACAGGUGAGAGAGCUUGAUGCACAGCAAUACCAUCAGUUGUUGAUGGCCGCCGUGUACAGUGCUGGCUUGAGGGUUGACAAGAGUAUGGUGACAAACCCAGAGAAGAAUUUACUUGAAUGUGUAUUUACAACUACAGAACGGACAGGUGCACAGAAGAAAUCUCUAUAAGAAUGGGGCAGUUUUCUCUCACUUGUUUGGUCUCCUGGAAAAUAUUAACCAAAAAACCCCCUCAAUGCUCAAUUCAUGAAGAACUGGUACCGGUACGUCUGUUGCCAUUCAUGCAACCCCUUCUCAAGAUGACCUGUGCACGUGUACAUGUUGUACUCAUAACAGGGGUGCUUGUGGAAUUUAACCUCCUCACAGGGAGACUUGUGUGAGAGGAGGUUGGCUGGUGCUCUGACAAUGUAACAGACAGAUAUUACUGCUCAGUGUACCAGUGUCAGAGAUGAGUUGAGUGUACGUGUACCAUGGUUCUCCUCUCAUAAUCUCUGUCCAUUUUGUCUUCUUUCUCUAAGGGUUACCAUCAUUGUUUCUCAGACCAGUGGUUCUACUGCUGACCUUUUAUUUAAGUGACACCUGUGGUUAUCUUGUGAUCGUGUAUGUUUUAAAUAUUUUUACUGUGUACAUUAUUUUGUUAGUUUGCCAUUCUAUGUGGAGUUUAUAGUGAUGUGUCACACAACAUGCAUGUACAGAGACUACAAGUAUCACAGACCAAGUGGCUUGGGGAAGUCUGUCAAAUACUGUCCAAACUUUGAAGUGAAAUAAAAAGUUUAUAUUUUUUGGGUCAAUUAUUAUCGGCAUACAUGUACACGUACACAUGUUACUUUAGGGGCACUUUUUGAGCUCCUUUCACUUACAGUAUUAAGCCACAUGUAAUGCCCUUAUUUCUAUGAAGUGUCAGGAUUUACCCUGAACAGACAAUUUUUGGCUGUUACCCCCCCUCCCCCAUGGUCUAUUCGAUCUCAGAAUUUUCGAUAGACAUGAGAGACCAAUUUCAUGGACAUAGGUUCCUGAAAUGCAAAGAAUAAUCUUGAUGACCCAGCCCCAGAUGGCCCAGAAGUCUUCUCUCAGAGUGCUGAUGAAGAUCAAAGUCACUUGAAAUCUCUUGGAGGCGGCUCAAACACAAACUACUAGAUUUUAUUCCCUAUUAUACAACUUUUGAGGAUAGUAUAGUUUCAGAUUAUUAAAAAAACUGCAAAAACAAGCUGAACAGCAUUGAUUGUUGCUAUCAUGUUAACAUAUACUGGCACAUCAUCAAUUUGGUGGUGCAAAAAUCCUGUCCCAACAAGCCUUGGGAUAUACCAGUGUACACAUCAUAAAAAGAAAUGUCCAUGGUCUGCAAUACAUACCGAGUAGCCUUUUCGUAGUGACCGAGUGUAACGAUGUUUGGGUUUUGUGCCUUCUCCAGAUCUCAUAUGUGCAGGUACAUGUAGUCACAGUAAAACAGUAUCCCUUCACCAGAAAUAGGUAGAGAACUUUGCGGAUUUUUGGGGUAUGAUACUAUGUAAAUACAUGUACAUGUAUUCCAUUGUAUGCUUGUUACAUAAAUAUAAUAAAGAUGUGCGCCACAAUCUCCAGACGUCUUUGAAUCAAUAUUUACAGUAUUGCAUGUUCUAAGUGUUUGAUUGUAUGAAGCCAAUCAGUGAAGUUAAUUACCACACACAAUUAGUGAAACUCUUUGUACAUGGAUGCAUGUUUUCACAUUUAAAAUACAGAAUUCUUUCUCAUACAAGUACGUUUUCUCUAUUCAACUUGUGUGAAGGAUAUUG
Messenger RNA from Acanthaster planci (crown-of-thorns starfish), 2939 nucleotides. It is a transcript of the gene ppp3r1, whose product is annotated as protein phosphatase 3 regulatory subunit B, alpha. Lineage: Eukaryota; Metazoa; Echinodermata; Asteroidea; Valvatida; Acanthasteridae. Gene Ontology annotation, molecular function: calcium ion binding. The record is from RefSeq and is a predicted model, not a curated record.